Molecule: messenger RNA, 4033 nt
Organism: Panicum virgatum (switchgrass)
Lineage: Eukaryota; Viridiplantae; Streptophyta; Magnoliopsida; Poales; Poaceae
Product: leucine-rich repeat receptor-like serine/threonine-protein kinase BAM1
Exons: 2
Coding region: 463-3648 (1061 amino acids)
Biological process (GO): protein phosphorylation
Molecular function (GO): receptor serine/threonine kinase binding; protein kinase activity; ATP binding
Source: RefSeq, a predicted model, not a curated record
GAGAGAGAGAGAGAGAGAGAGAGAUGUGAACUCGCACAGAAUCACACAAGCACUGAAGCAGAGAGCAGAGCAAUGGCACAAGGCAGAGCAGAGUACAUGAACACUGAGCUAGUGAAGAGAAGGCAGACACCCUUCUCCCACACGCCAUAUAUACUUCAAAAGACAAAGCCCUCCUUGCCACCGAGAACAUAUUCGAUCCCUCCCCGACCUGACCUCGUCAUCAUCUUCCACCUCCUGGCUUCACCCUCAAGCCUCCCUCCUUCCCCCUCCAUCUUCUUGUGAAGCUUCCCAAGAUUCUCGCAUGCCUUUCUCCAGCGCCCUGCCACGUCCUUGCCUCUCAGUCGAGCUUACUAAACCACCUCGGACGCCCACGCCCAUGGCGGCCGCGCUUAUCCUCUAGCUCCACUCCCGCAACCACAAUUCGCAAGGCCACGGAGGCAGGGAUCUCGACCCGGCGUCCAGAUGAGGGCUCCGCCGCCUCUGCUCCUGCUCCUGCUCCUGCUCCUGCAUUUCGCGCUCCUGCCCGCCGACGCCGCCGCCGGUGGCAAUGGCAAUGGCGUCGGCGACGCGGCCGCGCUGCUCGCCUUCAAGACCGCGCUCAACUGCCGCCCGCGCGCGCUGCGAUCGUGGGCGGCGGGCAAUGCCGGGUCCGUGUGCGCGUGGACGGGCGUGCGCUGCGCCGGCGGGCGCGUGGUCGCCAUCGACCUCGCCAACAUGAACGUGUCCAGCGGCGCGCCCGUGGCGGCCCGGGUGGCGGGGCUCGACGCGCUCGAGAGCCUCUCGCUCGCCGGGAACGGCAUCGCCGGCGCCGUCUCCGUCUCGUCGCUCCCGGCGCUCCGGCACGUGAACGUGUCCGGGAACCAGCUCGGCGGCGGGCUCGACGGCUGGGACUUCGCGUCGCUGCCGGCGCUCGAGGUGCUCGACGCCUACGACAACAACUUCUCGGCGCCGCUGCCGCUCGGCGUCGCCGCGCUGCCGCGGCUCCGGUACCUCGACCUCGGCGGCAACUACUUCACCGGCGAGAUCCCCGCGGCGUACGGCGGGAUGCCCGCGCUAGAGUACCUGUCGCUCAACGGCAACAACCUGCAGGGGCGCAUCCCGCCGGAGCUCGGCAACCUCACCACGCUCCGGGAGCUCUACCUCGGCUACUACAACGUGUUCGACGGCGGCGUCCCGCCAGAGCUCGGCCGGCUGCGCCGCCUCACCGUGCUGGACAUCUCCAACUGCGGCCUCACCGGCGGGAUCCCGGCGGAGCUCGGCGCGCUCGCCUCCCUCGACACGCUCUUCCUCCACACCAACCAGCUCUCCGGGCCCAUCCCGCCGGAGCUCGGCAACCUCACGUCGCUCACCGCGCUGGACCUCUCCAACAAUGCGCUCUCCGGCGAGGUCCCCCGCUCGCUGGCGUCCCUCACCUCGCUAAAGCUGCUCAACCUCUUCCUGAACCGGCUCCACGGCCCCGUGCCGGAGUUCAUCGCCGCGCUGCCGCGGUUGGAGACGGUGCAGCUCUUCAUGAACAACCUCACCGGCCGCGUCCCCGCGGGGCUCGGCGCCGCCGCCGCGCUCCGGCUGGUCGACCUCUCGUCCAACCGGCUCACCGGCGUGAUCCCGGACACCCUGUGCAACUCCGGCGAGCUCCACACGGCCAUCCUGAUGAACAACUUCCUGUUCGGGCCCAUCCCCGGGUCGCUCGGCUCGUGCGCGAGCCUGACACGCGUCCGCCUCGGCCAGAACUACCUCAACGGCAGCAUCCCGGCCGGCCUGCUCUACCUGCCGCGGCUCAACCUGCUGGAGCUCCAGAACAACCUGCUCGCCGGCGCGGUGCCGGCGAACCCGAGCCCGACGGUGGCGGCGGCGUCGAGCUCGCAGCUGGCGCAGCUCAACCUGUCCAACAACCUGCUGUCCGGGCCGCUGCCCAGCUCGCUGGCCAACCUCACCGCGCUGCAGACGCUGCUGGCCAGCAACAACCGGCUCGCCGGCGCCGUGCCGCCGGAGGUCGGCGCGCUCCGGCGGCUCGUGAAGCUCGACCUCAGCGGGAACGAGCUGUCCGGUCCGGUGCCGGCGGCGGUGGGGCGGUGCGGGGAGCUGACGUACCUCGACCUCAGCCGGAACAACCUGUCCGGCCCAAUCCCCGAGGCGAUCGCCGGCAUCCGGGUGCUCAACUACCUGAACCUGUCCCGGAACGCGCUGGGGGGCGCGAUUCCGGCGGCGAUCGGCGCCAUGGGCAGUCUGACGGCGGCGGACUUCUCGUACAACGACCUGUCGGGGCAGCUCCCGGACACGGGGCAGCUGGGGUACCAGAACGCGACGGCGUUCGCCGGCAACCCGGGGCUGUGCGGCGCAGUGCUGGGCCGGCCGUGCAGCUUCACCGCCGGCGGCGCGGCGCCGGCGUCCGUGGCGGGGGCGACGCGGCGCGCCGGGGCCGGCGAGCUGAAGCUGGUGCUGGCGCUGGGCCUGCUGGCGUGCUCGGUGGUGUUCGCCGCGGCGGCCGUGCUGCGCGCGCGCUCCUUCCGCGCCGCCGGCGGCGGCGGCGGCGGCGCGUGGCGGUUCACGGCGUUCCACAAGGUGGACUUUGGGAUCGCGGAGGUGAUCGAGUGCAUGAAGGAGGGCAACGUGGUGGGCCGCGGCGGCGCCGGCACGGUGUACCUUGGCCGCACCCGCUCCGGCGGCGCGAUCGCCGUGAAGCGCCUGCAGGCUCGAAGUGGCGGCGGCGGCGACGACCGCGGGUUCCGCGCGGAGGUCCGGACGCUGGGCAGCAUCCGGCACCGCAACAUCGUGCGGCUGCUGGCCUUCUGCUCGAACCGCGACGCCAACGUGCUGGUGUACGAGUACAUGGGCGGCGGCAGCCUGGGCGAGGCGCUCCACGGCCGGCAGCACCAGCACCAGCGGGGCGGCGGGGCGGCGCUGGGCUGGGCGCGGCGGCGGCGGAUCGCGCUGGAGGCGGCGCGCGGGCUGUGCUACCUCCACCACGACUGCGCGCCCAUGAUCGUGCACCGCGACGUCAAGUCCAACAACAUCCUCCUCGGCGGGGACGGCGGCGGCGGCGACGGCGACGGCGACGGCGAGGCCCGCGUGGCCGACUUCGGCCUCGCCAAGUUCCUCCGCCCCGGCGCCGCCACGUCCGAGUGCAUGUCCGCCGUCGCCGGCUCCUACGGCUACAUCGCGCCUGAGUACGCGUACACGCUGCGGGUGGACGAGAAGAGCGACGUGUACAGCUACGGGGUGGUCCUGCUGGAGCUCGUCACGGGGCGCCGCCCCGUGGGGGGCUUCGGGGAGGGCAUCGACAUCGUGCAGUGGGCCAGGCGCGCCACGGGGGGCCGCCGGGAGGCCGUGCCGGCGGUCGCCGACCGCCGCCUGCUCGGCGACGCGCCCGCCGACGAGGUCGCGCACCUCUUCUUCGUCGCCAUGCUCUGCGUCCAGGAGAACAGCGUCGAGCGCCCCACCAUGCGGGAGGUCGUCCAGAUGCUCUCCGAGCUCCCGCCGCAGGCGUCGCCGUCCACGACGUCCUCGGCGUCGUCGCUGAAGCCGCCGGCCCCCGCCGGGGAGGAAAGCAGCGGCGGUGGCAGCAGCAGCAGCAGCAGCCCAGGCGGGAAGGACGGCCCGGCGGUCACCUGCGGCUACAAGCUGUUCGUCCCGGACCUGCUGGCCUGAACAACAAAACGACGACUCAUCAAGUCAUGUAAUGCAGAUUGGAGCUAGCAAGCGUUCUACAGCUAGUUGGAGCUGGGGAUCAAUCAAUAACAUGUAACUUUAUUUAAAAUUUUUUGUAACUUUUUUCUCCUUUUUUUGGUUGGUCCAUCAAAGGUGUAUAGGGUUUGAUCAUAUGCUACCACCUAGCAGCAGCAGCUAGUAAGGGUUUGUGCUGUCCAAAGCAGUAGCAUUCUCCCUAGCAAUAGCUUCCAUCAUCAUAGCUCUGGUACUUUGUAAUCUCCUGGUAAUCUUUAGCCACCAUCCAUUGUCCUCUGCCACUAAUCCUUCCUAAUGAGCAGAGAGUAGUCCCGGUACUUGCACGUAGCUUUUUGUAUUGUUUGGGCCA